GAUGAACGAGCAUUACAAACACAUCACCAGAGUAAUAAACGAAAAGGAAAAAGAAUGUAUCGAGAAACAAGCGAACAUCACAGAAUAACCUUCGUCCAUGAUUUCACCACGCGAGCAUCUCCAUUUCGCGUACCUUUCGCUGGCCGAAACACAUUUUCGAUGCUCCGCUUUGAACAUUAUGCCAACCGCGUGACACAGUCCACCUCCGUAGUCUGGCAAAUCGUCGUGACUCAAUUUAAAUACGGUCAAUUAUUGCGAAAUGCUGACUUGGCGAGCAGAACUAACUGCAUAAACAGCCGGAGACGAGAACGACAUUAGUAGUGUGAAAGUAUCGACAUUAUGCCGAACACGAAGGAUCCGUUUGGAGAGGACGUGUCGCUUCUUUACCCGGACAAUCACGGUGACAAGUUCACCAGGUUCGUCGAGACACCUUGUGAAACGCCGAUAAUCAAAGGUGUAGUAAAUCAAUUACGAAAAUGGCCAGCAGACAUGUUUUUCGCAUUCCUGACAGCCUGUCUAAUCAUAGGAAGUCUGGUUUUCUUGAUCUUCCUUACGGUGACUAUUUGUGUGCCCACUGUUAUCGGUAACAGAAUGGAAGAAAUCUCGAUCCUAGAGGUCAGAACAUCGUCCAAUGUGUAUUUUUUCAAAUUGGCUAAUCAAAAUUGGUCCACGACAGAUUACUGCUACAUAGAAACUGCAGCCAGAAGACAUCCAGACUUCAAUGUGUAUCUGAUAAACUUAAUAAAAGAAGAGCCGAACAGGAAAAGCUUGAAUCAGUCGAGUAUUAAUAGAACAAGAUUAGAAUCUAAACUGAACGAUCCGAAUAACUAUCAUUCUUCGGUAUCGAGUCCAGAGGAUAGGCUCAGGCAACGAUUGGUAUUUGGAAAUGGAAACAUAAGGAACAUCAAUGUGUCGAUCGAUAAAUUCUUCAAGGGCUCGAAAUUAUCGAAAGUUGCGAAACAAUUGGACGACGAAGUUCUGGAGAUCGCAGCCAAAGCACAAUUACUUUGGAGCGUCCCUGGUGUCGCGCUCAAACCGAACAUGUUCUGCAAUUUAGACUCGGUGAAAAGUUUUCUUUGCAAUAGCAAUGAAAACGAGUGUUUGCCAGACAAGCUAGCAACUAUUGAGCCAGAAAAUGACAUUCAGGUAACAGGAGUACCAUGUCAAGCUUUCAUGGGGUUUGUGGUCCAAGAAAUAUCGAGAAACAAACACAAUGGGAAAUACACGUUGAAAGAAGCGUUGGAAACAUAUUGUCCAAGACUGUAUUAUUGCCCGGAAAUCCGGAUCCUGAACUCGAAACCAAAGUGUCCGACGGAUGGUUUAAACUGCCCUAUCGUCUACUCGAGUAUACUGAUGCACAUCGCAUGACGGCCGAUAUAUUUUAUUAGAAAACUGUACACACAUAAGUUAUAAAAUAUAAUUUUAAACAAAAGAUA
Messenger RNA from Frieseomelitta varia, 1436 nucleotides. RefSeq lists its product as uncharacterized. The transcript has 7 exons. The coding region runs from base 340 to 1368 and encodes 342 amino acids. NCBI's taxonomy places the organism in Eukaryota, Metazoa, Arthropoda, Insecta, Hymenoptera, Apidae. The record is from RefSeq and is a predicted model, not a curated record.